This is a messenger RNA of Arachis ipaensis, 846 nucleotides long. The record is from RefSeq and is a predicted model, not a curated record. NCBI's taxonomy places the organism in Eukaryota, Viridiplantae, Streptophyta, Magnoliopsida, Fabales, Fabaceae.
AUGGAGCUCAACAACAACAACAAUGCGGUUAACACCAAUGUUGUUAAUCCUCCUAAUAUGCAUGCACAACCCAGGAGAACACUUCGGUCAUAUAAUGCACCUAGCCCAGAUUUAUAUGGGAAUAGCAUUCUACUCCUCCUUCCAUUUACUGUGGGGGACCAAGUUAAACAGUGGCUUGACACUCAACCCAAGGAGAGCCUGGAUACUUGGGAUAAAGUGGUCAACAAGUUUCUGACCAAGUUCUUUCCACCUCAGAGGCUAACUAAGCUGAAGACGGAUAUUCAGACCUUCAGGAAGAGAGAGGGUGAGUCUUUCUAUAGAGCUUGGGAAAGGUACAAGUUGAUGCUUAGAAAGUGUCCUCCUGACAUGUUCUCAGACUGGAUUCAGUUUUCGAUAUUCUAUGAUGGAGUUUUUGAGACCACCAAAAUGUCUCUAGAUAAUUCUUCAGGAGGCUCACUCCACAUGAAAAAGACUCCUAAUGAGGCUAUAGAGCUGAUUGAGAUGGUUGCUAACAACCAAUAUUUAUAUUCCUGUGAGAGGACCUCUGUAAAGAAGAGAGUCAUAGAGUUGGAUGCCUUGGAUGCUAUUCUUGCCCAGAACAAGGCUAUGUCUCAGCAAAUUAAUGCUAUUACACAGCACUUGAGUGGAAUGCAAGUUUUAGCCGUCAAUGCUCAAGACACUUCCUAUGACAUGAGUGGUGGUUUCCCUCAAAGUGAGAGUUAUGAGUAUGGCCAGUUUACUUCUGAACAGGUUAAUUUCAUGGGUAAUUCCUCUAGACCCUCCAACAAUGAUCCUUUUUCUAAGACAUAUAAUCAAGUGUGGAGAAAUCAUCCUAACUUUGGUUGA